Tupaia belangeri chinensis (Chinese tree shrew) is the source of this 1326-nucleotide messenger RNA. RefSeq names its product succinate dehydrogenase complex subunit C (gene SDHC). Gene Ontology annotation, biological process: mitochondrial electron transport, succinate to ubiquinone; tricarboxylic acid cycle. Gene Ontology annotation, molecular function: electron transfer activity. Gene Ontology annotation, cellular component: membrane; respiratory chain complex II (succinate dehydrogenase). NCBI's taxonomy places the organism in Eukaryota, Metazoa, Chordata, Mammalia, Scandentia, Tupaiidae. The record is from RefSeq and is a predicted model, not a curated record. Bases 74 to 583 code for a protein of 169 amino acids. The transcript is spliced from 6 exons.
CCCUCUACCCAGCCGGCCCCGCCCACACGGGGCGGGACCGCCUACGUCACUUCCGUCCAGGCCGGAACCCAAGAUGGCUGCGCUCUUGCUGAGACAUGUUGGCCGUCAUUGCCUCCGAGCCCGCCUUAGUCCUCAACUUCAUAUGAGAAAUGCCGUUCCUUUAGGAACCACAGCCAAAGAAGAGAUGGAGCAAUUCUGGAAUAAGAACACAGGUUCAAACCGUCCUUUAUCUCCCCAUAUCACUAUUUACAGAUGGUCUCUUCCCAUGGCGAUGUCCAUCUGCCACCGUGGCACUGGUAUGGCCUUGAGUGCAGGGGUCUCUCUUUUUGGCUUGUCGGCUCUGGUGCUCCCUGGGAACUUUGAGUCUUAUUUGGAACUCGUGAAGUCCUUGUAUCUGGGCCCAGCACUGAUCUACACAGCUAAAUUUGCACUCGUCUUCCCUCUCAUGUACCACACUUGGAAUGGGAUUCGGCACUUGAUGUGGGACCUAGGAAAAGGCCUGAAGAUUCCUCAGCUGUACCAGUCUGGAGUGGUCGUCUUGGUUCUUACUGUGUUAUCCUCUGUGGGGCUGGCAGCCAUGUGAAGAGCUGAAGUUCCCAGCAUCAUCUGUCUGCAAAUUAUUGCAUUGACCCACCUUCCUGUUUGUCAUGCUCCUCUCCAGCCAGGGCAGAAUUCUCUUGAUUGUCUAGAUCCUUUUAGGCUUGCAGUCCCCCUGGAGCUCAGUAGGUAUAGAGUACCCUGCAGAACUGCCAUAAUAGAAGAGGAUCCAAAUUUCCCCUUGUUUCUAAAGAUGAGGUGGCUGCAAAAAAACCUCCCUUUUCCUGCCCACAGCUUGCAGCCUACUCUGGGCUUGGGAGCCCUUAUUCUCUCUCCAUAUUGGGCCUUGAUUUGUGCUGAGAGUCAGCUUUUGGCUCCUUCCUGAGACAGUGGAAACAAUGCCAGCUCUGUGGCCUCUGCCCUGGGGACUGGGGGUGAGGAUCUGGGUGCCACUGCCUGUGGGUUGCUGACUUAAAGGACAGUUCUGUUCAUUGGUCAGUGCCCAGGGCCUUUAGCACCCACACAGUGUGACUGUAAAAGGAGAGUUGGGGGUGGAGGGAAUUAGCCUGUUCCAGCUAGAGGGAGAUAAAGAGGGUGAGUCAGUUCUUGGAGCAGGUGCUUUGGUGAGGAGCUAUCUAGCUUUUGACACAAGAGGAAGAUCCAGAAAAUAAUCAUUGAAUAUGUGAAGUGUUAUUUUUCCUGCAUUUCUGGGAAAACAAAUCUUAAUGUCUUGUUUUCUAAUCCAAGUUCAUGUACCAUUUCUGAAACUGAAUUAAAAUACUCAUUUUA